Messenger RNA from Vitis vinifera (wine grape), 663 nucleotides. RefSeq names its product acyl-lipid (9-3)-desaturase-like. The coding region runs from base 1 to 663 and encodes 220 amino acids. NCBI's taxonomy places the organism in Eukaryota, Viridiplantae, Streptophyta, Magnoliopsida, Vitales, Vitaceae. The record is from RefSeq and is a predicted model, not a curated record. Gene Ontology annotation, molecular function: oxidoreductase activity, acting on paired donors, with oxidation of a pair of donors resulting in the reduction of molecular oxygen to two molecules of water. The transcript has 2 exons. Gene Ontology annotation, biological process: lipid metabolic process. Gene Ontology annotation, cellular component: membrane.
AUGGCAGCGACAAAGAGGUACAUUUCAAAGGAAGAGCUCAAGACCCACAGCAGGGCGAAAGAGCACCUAGGUGGGUCUGCUCCAUUGCUGAGUCUUGCCGGCCAGGAUGCUACUGAUGCUUUUGUGGCCUACCAUCCCGGGGUUUUGUGGAGCCGUUUGGACGAUUUCUUUAUUGGGUUUCAUCUCAAGGAUUACAUUGUUUCGGAGGUGUCGAAGGAUUAUAGGAGGUUGGUGUAUGAGUUUUUGAAGAUGGGGUUGUUUGAGAAAAAGGGGCAUGGGGUGUUCGUCACACUCUGUGCGAUGGCGGUGAUGUUCUCCGCCUGUAUUUAUGGGGUUCUGGGGUGUGACAACACAUGGGUUCAUCUUGCCAGUGGUGCGUUGAUGGGCCUUUUUUGGAUUCAGAGUGGGUGGAUUGGGCACGAUUCUGGGCACUACCAGGUGAUGAUGAACGGGCGUUUGAACUGCUUUGCGCAGGUGUUGAGUGGGAAUUGUCUUGCGGAAUUGGAAGAUGCUGUUGAUGGUCCCGGCAGCAUGGGCCAGCACCUGACCCCACCCCGCCUCGAGAGAAACGGGGAUGGGAUCCCAUUAACCUGCCCCACCCCACCCCAGGUAUGGGACGGAGAUGAGAAACAGAUUUAUAUAAUUGGGACGGGAAUGGGGUAG